AUGGCUUCAUCCGAUCUCGAGGCUGCUACUGCACUGAAAGUGCAGGGGAACAAGGCAUUUGCCGAGCAUGAAUGGCCUACCGCAGUCGAUUUCUACACGCAGGCGAUAGAGAAGUACGAUCGGGAACCGUCGUUCUUCAGCAACCGAGCGCAGGCAUAUAUCAAACUUGAGGCGUAUGGGUUCGCGAUCGCGGAUGCCACCAAGGCUCUGGAGCUCGACCCCUCGUAUGUCAAAGCUUUCUGGAGACGAGCCCUUGCCAAUACUGCCAUUCUGAACUACCGCGAAGCCCUCAAAGACUUUAAAGCUGUCGUAAAGAAGGAGCCCAACAACCGCGAUGCGAAACUGAAGCUGGCAGAGUGUGAGAAGCUCGUGCGGCGGUUAGAGUUUGAGAAGGCAAUUGAGGUUGGGGAGCCGCCGUCUGCGUUCGAGGACUUGGACAUCGAUGCGAUUGCCGUCGAUUCCUCCUAUGAUGGCGUUCGCUUGGAGAAUGAGAUGACUCAAGAGUUCAUCGACGAUAUGAUUGAGCGGUUCAAGAAUGGCAAGAAGAUCCAUCGCAAGUAUGCGUUCCAGAUCAUCAAGGCUGUCAAGGAUACCGUCUAUGCGGAACCGACGAUGGUCGAGGUCGGCGUGGAUGAGGGUACUAAGUUGACGGUUUGUGGUGACACACACGGCCAAUUCUUCGACCUUCUAAACAUCUUCAACCUAAACGGCUACCCCUCCGAGACGCACGCAUACCUCUUCAACGGUGACUUUGUCGACCGUGGCUCGUGGUCCACCGAGAUUGCCCUGCUCCUCUACGCAUACAAGUGGCUGCGCCCUAACCGCAUCUUCUUGAACCGCGGCAACCACGAGACAGACGACAUGAACAAGGUCUAUGGUUUCGAAGGCGAGUGCAAAGCCAAGUACAACGAACGCCUGUUCAAGGUCUUUUCCGAGUCCUUUUCCGCGUUGCCCCUGGCCACGUUGGUUGGCAGCAAGUAUCUUGUGCUGCACGGUGGCCUCUUCUCCGACGACCAGGUCACCUUGGACGAUAUCCGGAAACUGAACCGGCACAACCAGCGACAGCCCGGACAGCAGGGGCUGAUGAUGGAGAUGCUCUGGACGGACCCUCAAACCGAGCCGGGCCGUGGGCCCAGCAAGAGAGGCGUUGGCCUGCAGUUCGGACCCGAUGUAACGAAGCGCUUCUGCGAGAAAAACGGUCUGGAAGCUAUCAUUCGGUCGCACGAGGUCCGCAUGGGAGGUUACGAGGUCGAGCACGACGGACGCUGCAUCACCGUCUUCUCCGCGCCCAAGUACUGCGACACCACCGAGAACAAGGGUGCAUUCAUCAACAUUGGGCCCGAACUCAAGCUUGACUUCAAGGUCUUUGAAGCAGUGCCUCACCCUGACAUCAAGCCAAUGGCUUACGCGCAGAACUCCAUCUUGUCGAUGAUGUGA
Molecule: messenger RNA, 1437 nt
Organism: Aspergillus viridinutans
Lineage: Eukaryota; Fungi; Ascomycota; Eurotiomycetes; Eurotiales; Aspergillaceae
Gene: ppt1
Product: protein serine/threonine phosphatase PPT1
Exons: 5
Coding region: 1-1437 (478 amino acids)
Cellular component (GO): nucleus; cytosol
Molecular function (GO): protein binding; protein serine/threonine phosphatase activity
Source: RefSeq, a predicted model, not a curated record